GCAUUAGACAAGCCAUCUCUCUUUCCUGCAAUCCACAAUGAAUUCCACCAUCAGCACCAUGGAAAGCUUCAGCACACCUGCUACUAAUAUUGAUGAAAAUGAUUAUGACUAUGGCAACGAAACCGAUAUUGACUAUGAUGAAUUUGGACCAUGUGUAUAUAGGCGACACGGAGCAACUUUUCUUCCUGCCAUCUACAUCAUUUUCUUCCUACUGGGCAUUCUGGGUAACUCUCUGGUCUUCUGGGUCAUUACUUGUGGAGCGCGACUCCGCACCAUGACCGACGUGUGCUUGUUAAACUUGGCCAUCGCUGACCUCCUUUUGGUGUGUUCCCUGCCCUUCCUAGCCCACCAAGCCAGGGACCAGUGGGUGUUUGGGGAUGCUAUGUGCAAAAUAGUCUUGGGCAUUUAUCACAUCGUCUUUUACUGUGGGAUCUUUUUUAUCACUCUAAUGAGCAUUGAUCGGUACUUGGCUAUAGUGCAUGCUGUUUGUGCUAUGAGAGCACGUACACGCUCCUUUGGAAUGAUUGCGGCUGCUAUUACAUGGGGAGCGGGAUUUCUGGCUUCUUUUCCUGACCUGAUCUUCCUCCAAGAGCAAAGAAAUGUGUCGGGACAGCACACUUGCUAUCCUGGAUUUCCAGAAGUGAGUUCCGGUAUUCAUUUCUGGGCGGUCUUCAGCAUCGCUAAAAUGAACAUUGUAGGCCUGCUCAUUCCGAUCAUCAUUCUGGGUUUCUGCUACUCACAGAUCAUCUGGAGGUUACUGAACAGCCAGUCAUCCAAGAAACAAGCUAUCCGCCUUGUUGUCAUAGUGGUAGCUAUUUUCUUCUGUUGCUGGUUUCCCUACAACAUUGCGGCACUUUUCCGAGCACUGGAGCUAAAGCACCGGAUUUUAGAUUGUGGGUACAGCAAAGCCAUCAGACUGGCUUUACAAAUCACAGAGGCCAUUGCUUACUCUCACAGUUGCCUCAACCCCAUCCUGUAUGUGUUUGUCGGAGAGAAGUUCAGGAGGCACCUGUUGCGGAUGAUAAACAGAUCUCCCUGCAGACUGUGCCAGCUGAUCAAGGUCUUCAUACCACAGGACAGAAUUUCUACAUCAGUCUACUCACAAACUACCAGCGUGGAUGAGAGGAGCACUGCUAUGUAGUGAACUAGGACAGUUGGGGGAUGUGCUUCUUUUCAUUUUUUCAUGUCCAGUAAAAAUAGAUCACUGUGGCUUAUUGUCACUUCUAGUGUUAAGGUUUGGCACUUGUGAAUGUAUGCAUGUGACUGUAUAUUAAUAUAAUGUACCACAGAUAUGUAUUUUUUACUCUGUUUUUGUACUUCUAUGAGUUAUGACCAAAAUGUAUGCAAUUCCAUUAUAAAUCUGAUUUUGAAUACUUUGUUGUAUCUUCACCUGGGACGAUGAGUCACAGUUAGACUUGUUGCAGUUUGUUUUGCCGCUGGCUCUUUACUUAGCACGAAACUGUGUCAACUACAACAUCUGUCAGCAGCUACGGCAACGUCAUCCAGUUUAAGUGGGGAAACGCACCACCAUGAAAAGUUACAUGUCAUAGUAGCCUACAUUUUUAUCCAGACACGAUGACCCCCCUCACAGUUGUAGCCGUUGCAUCAGUCUGCGCACAGGAAAUCGUGUUCAGUGCAACUUUGCAGAUUCAGCAGUGUAGGUUGCCUAGCAUCAUUAGCAGAACAUUUGCACUUUACCCAACACAGAGAAAACCACAACCUGAAAGAGGAAGCAUGAAACCAAGCUGUUAGUUUAACCUUUGCAGUCUUUGUGCACAUC
Molecule: messenger RNA, 1780 nt
Organism: Neolamprologus brichardi
Lineage: Eukaryota; Metazoa; Chordata; Actinopteri; Cichliformes; Cichlidae
Gene: ccr8.2
Product: chemokine (C-C motif) receptor 8.2
Biological process (GO): calcium-mediated signaling; positive regulation of cytosolic calcium ion concentration; immune response
Cellular component (GO): external side of plasma membrane; membrane
Molecular function (GO): C-C chemokine binding; C-C chemokine receptor activity
Source: RefSeq, a predicted model, not a curated record